Messenger RNA from Amblyraja radiata (thorny skate), 2865 nucleotides. RefSeq names its product tec protein tyrosine kinase (gene tec). NCBI's taxonomy places the organism in Eukaryota, Metazoa, Chordata, Chondrichthyes, Rajiformes, Rajidae. Gene Ontology annotation, molecular function: ATP binding; protein tyrosine kinase activity; protein binding. Bases 103 to 2178 code for a protein of 691 amino acids. Gene Ontology annotation, biological process: intracellular signal transduction; protein phosphorylation. The record is from RefSeq and is a predicted model, not a curated record. The transcript has 19 exons.
GUCGCCUCGGCCGGUGAACAUUGGCGAGCCGGGUCGGUCGGUCGGUCACUGUGAACUUGCAUCCGUCCCUUCAAAACAAAAAGAACCAAGGAAUCUCAGCACAUGGGAUUGGAAUGCCAGCUCAGUGGAUUGUUUGUGAUCUCAGUGUUCAUUCGGGCUCAGCUUAAACAGUUGCUAGGGAGGAGUUCAAGGAACAGAAUUUGUGGAGGCUCUCAGUGUAGUGGGCCUUCUGCUCACAGGAAGAACAUAACAGGAAUCUGGGGAGAGAUGAAUGCAGAUCCUAUACUUCAAGAAACUUUAAUUAAAAGAUCACAGCAGAAAAAACGGACUUCUCCACUCAAUUACAAAGAACGACUCUUUGUUUUAACGAAGUCAAGAUUAACGUAUUAUGAAAAUCGUUCUGAGAAAAAGAACAAAAAAGGAUCCAUUGAUUUACCUACAAUCAAGUGUGCAGAAAUUGUGAAGCAUGACUCUAGCCCUAUUCCUUGUCAAAACAAGUAUCCCUUUCAGGUUAUAUAUGACUCUAAUACCCUGUAUGUUUUUGCUCCAAAUGCUGAUAGCAGGAGCCAGUGGGUGAAAAAGCUCAAAGAAGAAAUAAGAAACAAUGAAUUGAUAAUGCCAAAAUACCAUCCGAAGUUCUGGGCAGAUGGAUCAUGGCAGUGUUGUAGGCAAGCAGAUAAACUUGCUCCAGGCUGUGAGGAAUAUAACCUCUUCGGUGAUAUUACACGUAAACCACUUCCACCAACGCCUGAUGAUGUGCUACGUAACAAUCUCACAGGAACUCUUCACAAGUUUCCAUCACACUUACCACAACAUGAAGAAACAGAGGAGGAGGAAGAAGCUGAAGUGGUUCUUGCAAUGUAUGAUUUUGAAGCAUUGGAAGCUCACGAUUUAAGUCUAGUUAAGGGAGAAGAAUAUGAGCUUCUAACAAAAUCUGAUGUAAAUUGGUGGAGAGCAAAAGAUAAAAAUGGAUUUGAGGGCUACAUUCCAAGCAACUAUGUAACUGAGAAGAAAUCCAGCAAUUUGGAAAAAUAUGAGUGGUAUUGCAAAAAUGUUAAUAGAAGUAAAGCAGAGUGUUUACUGAGAUCUGAGGACAAAGAGGGAGGAUUUUUGGUGAGAGAUUCCAGCCAACCAGGGAUGUAUACUGUGUCUCUUUACACUAAAUUUGGAGGGGAGGGAUCUAUUCGACAUUACCAUAUAAAGUUAAACCAGAAACCUAAUGUACAGUACUAUCUGGCAGAAAAACAUCUGUUUAAUAAUAUUCCUGAUUUAAUUGGAUAUCAUCAACACAAUGCAGCAGGUCUGGUCACAAGAUUACGAUAUCCAGUGGGCCGCAAAGGACGAUCUGCACCUAAAACUGCUGGCUUUAGUUAUGAUAAGUGGGAAAUAAAUCCAUCUGAACUAACUUUUAUGAAAGAGUUAGGAAGUGGACAGUUUGGAGUGGUACGUUUGGGGAAAUGGCGAGCUCAACACAAAGUAGCAAUUAAAGCAAUUCGCGAAGGUGCAAUGUGUGAAGAGGAUUUCAUAGAAGAAGCAAAGAUCAUGAUGAAGUUAUCUCAUCCUAAAUUAGUGCAAUUAUAUGGAGUUUGCACACAGCAAAAGCCAAUUUAUAUUGUGACCGAAUUUAUGGAACUCGGUUGUCUACUGAACUAUCUCAGACAAAGAAGAGGACAGAUAAACCAUGAAAUGUUACUGAGCAUGUGCCAGGAUGUUUGCGAAGGCAUGUCAUACUUGGAAGCAAAUAGGUUCAUCCACAGAGAUCUGGCCGCCAGGAACUGCUUGGUGAGUGAUUCACAUGUGGUGAAAGUGUCUGAUUUUGGAAUGACCAGAUACGUGUUGGAUGAUCAGUACACUAGUUCUUCAGGUGCCAAGUUUCCUGUGAAAUGGUCACCCCCUGAGGUGCUACAUUACUCGAAGUUCAGCAGUAAAUCGGAUAUAUGGUCGUUUGGUGUUCUGAUGUGGGAAGUUUACAAUGAUGGAAAAAUGCCAUUUGAAACUAAAACAAAUGCAGAAGUAGUUGAAUUCAUUUCAUCUGGCUUUCGAUUAUAUCGACCAAAGCAAGCAUCAAAAGCUGUUUACGAGAUCAUGAAUCUUUGUUGGCAUGAGAAAGCUGAAGGAAGACCAUGUUUUUCAGAGUUACUAGUGAAGAUCAAUGAAAUAAUGGAACCUGACUAUUAAAGUGACUUUCAGCUGGCUGUAAAAUGUUUUUGAAUCAAGUCAAAGAUCCAUACAUUUAUGUAUUAUGACAAAUUAUUUUGGGAGUUUGUCAAUAAUUCAGAUCAUCAGUUCAAAAGCGUUGUGCAUAUCUAGAACACAAUAUGGUGAUUAAGAAGAGGAAAUCACAUGUUUGAUGCAAAUACGCCUUGUGUAAAUGGAAUAUUAACCAUCACUGUGUACAUUUGUAGAGUAAUAUAUUCACUUUCUGUGAUGUAAUCUGAAAUGAUAGAGAGCAUAAUUGAAGCCUUGCAUUGAAACUGAUUCUGAUUUGUCACAUUUUUAAUAAUUAUAUCUCAUUGCCAAUUUCACAUCUAAGGGCAACUUUUAACCCAUUACUAUUCUUGACACUAGAAAUUUAAUUAAACCAUCAACAAUUUUUGCUGAACUAAUUUUUAGCAACUAUUUCUUUCUUUCUUUCUUGCCUUUCUGAGGUUGAUAGACUAUGUGCCAUUGCAUAAUUCUAAAAUAUCAUAGAAACAUAGAAAAUAGGUGCAGGAGCAGGCCAUUCGGCCCCAUCGAGCCAGCACCACCAUUCAUUGUGAUCAUGUCUGAUCGUCCCCUAUCAAUACCCCGUGCCUGCCUUCUCCCCAUAUCCCUUGACUCCACUAGCCCCUAGAGCUCUAUCUAACUCUCUCAUAAAUCCAUCCA